GGGUUUUGUAGCUGUACCAACAAAAAACCCUGAUGGAACUAUGAACUUGAUGAAUUGGGAGUGUGCCAUCCCUGGAAAAAAAGGGACGCCGUGGGAAGGAGGCUUGUUCAAACUUCGGAUGCUGUUUAAGGACGACUAUCCUUCCUCUCCACCAAAGUGUAAAUUUGAGCCCCCUUUAUUCCAUCCAAAUGUAUAUCCGUCUGGUACCGUGUGCUUGUCUAUAUUAGAGGAAGACAAAGACUGGAGGCCUGCCAUUACAAUCAAGCAGAUUUUGCUAGGAAUCCAAGAACUCCUUAAUGAACCAAAUAUUCAGGACCCCGCACAGGCUGAAGCAUACACAAUUUACUGCCAGAACAGAGUGGAGUAUGAAAAAAGGGUCCGAGCACAAGCCAAAAAGUUCUCGCCGUAAAGCUCAAGAUUUCACACUGUAUUGGAAAUGGGUUUUGACCAGGUCUCCUUGCCCCUGUUACUCCCCCCUUACAAAUCCUAUCCACUUCAUACUAAUUUACUGCUGGGCUUAAAGAAAUGAAUGUGUCGUGCCAUUGUCAAUCCACUGAUGCUCGUCAUAACAAACUCUUCCUGGGGGUUUUAAAUUUGGUCUUUUGUAUAUUAUCUUUUUUUUUUCCUUCCCGUUUGGGCAGCAGAGGAGCUCACACGAAGUUGAGGUUUCCGUUUUUUUUUUUUUUUUUGGGGGG
Messenger RNA from Sinocyclocheilus rhinocerous, 695 nucleotides. RefSeq names its product SUMO-conjugating enzyme UBC9-B-like. The record is from RefSeq and is a predicted model, not a curated record. Bases 41 to 409 code for a protein of 122 amino acids. The transcript has 5 exons. Lineage: Eukaryota; Metazoa; Chordata; Actinopteri; Cypriniformes; Cyprinidae.